Molecule: messenger RNA, 1812 nt
Organism: Suillus clintonianus
Lineage: Eukaryota; Fungi; Basidiomycota; Agaricomycetes; Boletales; Suillaceae
Exons: 5
Coding region: 1-1812 (603 amino acids)
Source: RefSeq, a predicted model, not a curated record
AUGGCUCCGCACUCGACGACUAGUAAGAAGGCCAAGGUUAAUGCCGGUAUGACAGACAAUGUCCAAUCCGGUACAGUUAGACGGCGAAAAUGGCUUGAAUCGCUGUCGCAGGAAAAGUUGGAUGAAUUAAGGCGCAAGGACAGGGAGAGAAAAAAACUUGAACGUGCAAGACAUCGUGAGCUCCGUAAUGGACAGGCAACGGUCACCGCCACACCACCUCAGGGUGAUCCAUCUACGGAUGUGGAGAUGGCGGGUGAUGGACACGAAGACGAAGACGAAGAACCUGCAUUGGUUCCUCCACGCACAUCUCAGUAUCGGGUAUCAAGGCUAGUCCGGUUCGAAAGCGAGGAAUCAGAUGUCGAAUCCGCAGAACCCGCAUUCGCUCCCGCGCCAACGGCUCAUAGUAAGCCAUCAAAGGACAUUCGGAUGGACAGCACAUCGUCCGACACGCAGGAGCUUUCCGUGAGAAUACUUGGACGCAAAGUCCCUGCUCAGUCGGCGACAGUACGAUGGGAGGAUGGAAGGACGACUAACCUUCCCACAAUCAUGAAGAACGGAGUUAAUAUUUGCCAGUCGGUGGACGCUGAAGUAGUGAAGUUCUUCGCAUCCUUCCCAAUGUCCAGGACGUCAUCAAAGCAUAUCCAACACUUCUCUGCUGCAGCCAUGGAACGUGAGGACAUCGUGGAGAUGAUCGAAAAUGCCCUGCGUAUGAACAAACCCGUUGUCGUCCGCGGAAAUGCGACAAAUUCUCCUACCAAGGUAACGACAGAAUGGCUGGACCGCAAAUUCGGAUUCAAUCCUGAUAUGCCUGUAUCGAUUCAUGAUGUUGAGACUCGUAUCGCGGAUUCCUCCCGUCCUCACCAGAGUGGUACAAUAUCUGACGUGGUCUCUGGUAUGAGUGAUGAGACGAAAAUACAGUGUGUUCUCGACAUCCCAUACGUACAUGGAUGUCUCCCAGAUCCAUUGCGAAAUCUGGAUCACGGACGGCGGUUCGGUUGGAGUCAGACAGCGCAACAGUGCCCGAUUCAGGAGGCAAUUCAUCCAGACAACUUCACCACUCACUCCUGGUGCCUCCUCCAUCAAGCUGGAUUCGUGUCGUUUGCCCAUCACGAUGCCGAUGGUGUUGCGACGUACAUUCGCAUGGAGUCAGGAGGGAAGUUUUGGGUGUUUUUUCGGCUGAAAUCCCAGAAGGGUGGUCGUGCGGCCUACUCAAGCGCGAUGGUGAAACUGGUCGAUUAUCUUAACCACAAGGAGGAAGUGCGGAAAUUGUGGGAUGCUGAAGUUGUCUACCUGGGUCCCGGAGAUUUCGUGAUACAGCCCCCUGGCCAGGUUCAUGGCGCUUACACGCCCAUAGACGCCUUUGCGUCGGGUGCUUCAUUCGUCAACCUCGCCUCAAUGCACCAUACAGAGAGGGCCCGUUAUAUGGAUCACAGGAAAGGCCAAUUUCUGACCAACCAAACCCAUUCAUACUCGUACUCGCUGGAGACAUUGCGGAGAAUUGCGAUCUCUGUCCCUCAUCUGUCCACCAGAAUAACUCUGUAUCGGCGGCCGCUCUUGAGCCUGUGUCUAAUGGUCCUCAAAUGCCAGGAUUAUAUCGCAAUCGACGCCGCACAACGCAAGAUACAGCCCUCGGAGACUGCGUCGCUCGCGGAACAUAUCUGCAGGGUUAUUUCAAACUCUCUUGGGAUCAAGAACAUAGGCAGCCUCUCGACGAAACUCUUCAGAGAGGCCGAUGACACCCUAGCUAGUGACACGGUGGAUAGGGAAAUGUUAUGGAGGGAGUUGGAACCGUUCAGGGUGUUGGACAUGUGA